GCGCAACGUAUCGCAUUAUCUGUGGACUGGACCUGGAACCCGGCCAAGACAACAUACUUUAGUCUUAUUGAGAACGUUGCGCGUGUUUUUUUUUCUGUUGUUCACUCUCCCGUGGUCGUUUUAAGCAAAUUGCUUUAUAUUGAUAGUGCUGCGCGGGUGCACAAAAGUAAGAAACGUGCUCCGACGAUGAAGCUGGCGUGGCUGACGAUCGUCGGCGGGUGCUUUGUUGGCAUGGUGACCGCAAGAUCCAGUGCCAAAUUGAACCCCAAGGAAGCGGCCGGGGGCGGCGGUGGUGGAGGAGGAAAUGGGGGAGGCCGCCCCUCCCUGACCACGUACGAUCAACGCCAGACGGGGAAGUACAACAUCCAUGUGAACAUCAAAGACGUGAAGAUCAUCUCGGUCGAUGGUGAGAAAUUCGACGGCGAAUUUGGGGAUGACACGAUUUACGACUAUGGGGACUACGAUUACGACCCGUCGCACCUGACCAUUAGUCCGCUUCCGAUAUUCGGCAGUGGCGGUUCCUCAACGACUGCGAAGCCCCCUAAAUCAACGACCAAGACGCCGGUUGCGAUCACUUCCACGAAACGACCAACUACAACUACGACAACCGAAGCUCCGUCAAUGGAAGAAGACGAAGAUUCGGUCGAGCCGAUGGAACCCCCAAAGAGACCAGUGAUCGCGGACGACGAUCCCAUGAAGAUCGAAGCCAACCCAAGCUACCCGGUCCACAACUCAUCAUCCAACCAAAUCCUCCACGCUCCCCUCGGAACGACCACGCCCCCGCCCAGCAACAUCUACAUCUUCAAGCCAACGCCCAACUACCACCCGCAUCCGGUCCACUACGACUACCAGGAGAUCCCGGUCGAGGUCAUCGUAGAACCCGUACUUAAGCCCAAGUAUCGCAACGCCAACUCACGCAUCAGUGCCACCGGCCCAAACCGGCGCAACCGCUACCGGAAGAAUCCAGCAUCGGCAGGCCCUAUGGACUCCAUGUCCCGGCAUAGCCACUCCAACAUCGAGGCACUGCCCAGCAAUGAGGCGGCGCAACCGCCACAGGCCGCUCCGCUGGAGGCCACACCGUGCACCAAGGGCGAGUUCCGCGACCGGUCGGGCAAGUGCCGCACGCGAAGGUCCGGCGGAGGAAUAUUCAGGCUACUUAAUCUGCUGACUGCCUUCAAGGAGAAGGACGACUGAUCACGUUUUAUUUAUAAAAGGGAGAGGUCCCAAGUGACCAACUGUUGAGCUACACAUCGCGAUGAAGGUGUGUGUGUGUUUUUUUAAAUAGCAUAUGAUGAUAAUAAUUCUAGAGAACAUAAAACUGCAUUUUUUUACUACGAUUUAGUAAAUACAUAACAAUUUAUGUAAGAAUAAAGAAAGGAGCAGUGAAAUUAAGUAACU
Culex pipiens pallens (northern house mosquito) is the source of this 1398-nucleotide messenger RNA. RefSeq lists its product as uncharacterized. The transcript is spliced from 4 exons. The coding region runs from base 187 to 1194 and encodes 335 amino acids. Lineage: Eukaryota; Metazoa; Arthropoda; Insecta; Diptera; Culicidae. The record is from RefSeq and is a predicted model, not a curated record.